Molecule: messenger RNA, 2738 nt
Organism: Scheffersomyces coipomensis
Lineage: Eukaryota; Fungi; Ascomycota; Pichiomycetes; Serinales; Debaryomycetaceae
Gene: FCR1
Product: Fcr1p
Exons: 1
Coding region: 384-2288 (634 amino acids)
Biological process (GO): regulation of DNA-templated transcription
Molecular function (GO): DNA-binding transcription factor activity, RNA polymerase II-specific; zinc ion binding
Source: RefSeq, a predicted model, not a curated record
UCACUUAUUAAUAAUAAUAUUCAUAAUUUUUUUUGUUUAACGGGUAACGUCAAUCAGAACGCAUAAACUAAAAAUUCAAUUUUUUUUUUUUAGCUCCGUUAGCUGAACUGUGCCUAUUCCGUCUACUGAAAUCUAUCGGGCUGUACUUUAGAAAUUAUUACAACAUCUACUUGACGUAUUUCUAUUACUUGUUGCACGAGUAUAUUAGACUUAUAUUUAUUAAUAGUAGUUCAUCAAGUCAUCUUUAAACUACUAUAUCAUCAUUACUUAUAAAACUAUAAUAGUUCUCACAACCACUAAUAAUUUUUUUUUGCCCUCCCUGUUGCGAAAUAUUCACCACUAGAGAGACAAUUAAAACAACAACAACAACAACUACUACUAUCAUGGCAAAUUCGAAUUCUCCAUCGGAUGAUACCGAUUCUCAUCAUAACCAUAAUCAUAAUCAUGCCAAUCAUAUUAAAAAGAAGAGAGUUGGAAAAGCUUGUGAUUCAUGUAGAAUAAAGAAAACUAAAUGUGAUGGUAAGAAACCAUGUAAUCGAUGUUUAAUUGAUAAUAAAAUUUGUGUGUUCACUGAAAAGAAAAAAUUAAGAGAAAAGAAUCAUCCUCAAGGUUAUGUCGAAUUAUUAGAAACAAGAUUAGACAUCUUGACUAAAUCUUUAGAAAAAUUGAUUGAAAUACUGAAACCUCAUGUAAAGAUCUUAUCUGAUUUGAUUGAUCAAUAUGAUGAUGAAGAUAAUGAACAUGAUGAAAAUAAUAAUGAUAAUGAUGAUGACUUUGAUACUGAUGAAAAUGAUGAAGUUGAUAUUAAGGAAGAACAUAAUCAUACUGAUUUAGAUUCAAAAUCAACUGAUUCUAUCAUUCCAAUUAAUAGAGUGGUUACAUUUCUUAUUAAUAAUCAAGGUUUAUUAAAUAAUUUGCCUACUGAGUGGGAAGAAGGAAGUUUAAUUGCUGCUAAUUUAACUUCAAAAAAUUUAAUUAAAUCAAGUCAAUUAUUUGAAAAUCAUAAAUUAUCAAAUUUAUCUUCAUCCGAUUUUAAUCCGGUUAAUAAUAAUAGACCUAUCCUUGGUUCUUCCCACGAUUCAAAAAAUCACCAAAUUUCAAAUUUAGGCGAACCAGUGAAUAAAAAAGUCAAGCAAGAAAAAAAUACCAACAGUAAGAAUUUUUUAUUCCACGACGAUGAUGAAUUUGAAGAUGAAGAAGAUGCUUUUAUAGAUGAAGAUGAUGAAUAUGAUGAUAUUUCUUCUAAAGUUACUACCUCUCCUCAAAAUUCUCAAACUUCAAUAACUGAUCAAUUAAAUCUUCGUGAUUUUUCCCUUGGAGGUUUCUCACAGAAUUCUCAAAUUCAAGUCCAUCAUCCAUCACAAAUAGGUAAUAACAAUAGUAAUCAUCAUCAUCAUCAUCAACAUCAUCAUAGUCAUUCUGGUAUUCCCAAUGAAGUAGAUAAUGAAUCUAUGGUAUCUCCUAUAUCUUCAAGAAAAAAUUCCCAUAAAUCAUAUCAUAAAAGACCAUCACCACAAUCUCAAUAUGGUCAAAGUUUCGAUAAUAGUAAUAAUAAUUCAUCAUCGUUUGCAAAGGCUACUUUAUUUUCAUCUCCUGGUAAUGCUACUUCAACCUCUUCAUUACCUUUAUUAACUAAAGAUAGUUCAAUGAUAUCCACUGAAGAUAUUUCUGCCAUUACAAAUUCUCCUCCUACAUCAAUUUCAAAUGGUCAUCAACAACAAUCACAACAAGGGAUUGCUCCUUUAAAUAGAAGAUCAUCAUCUAGUUCUAUCAAUAGACCGUUUUCUCCUGGUCAUCAUCAAAAAUUAAGAAAUAGUGGUCAUGUUCAUAAACCUUAUCAUAAUGGAAAUGCUAAUGGUUCAACAUCAUCAACAUCUUCAAGUAAUCAAAAGAUAAAUAAUUUUAUAAAUAAUAAUGGAAAUGAAUUCCAUUUACAAAAUUUUUCAAAUCCAAGUACUACUGCUACAAGUUUAAAUUCAUUAUUUGAUUUUAAUAAUGCUUCCAGUGUAAAUGGAGGUAAUUUUAAGCAAGCAGCUGGUGUAAUGAACCAAUAUGAUAAUACUAUUAUACCAGCUCAAAGCAAUGAAAAUUCCAAUACAUCUUUAUUUUUUAAUGAUUUUAUUAAUCAACAACAGGCUCAACAACAACAAGUUCAACAAUUGAAUGGAUACCAUUCAACUUCUCAUCAACAACAAAUUUAUGAAGAACCUUCCAUUUUUGCAUUUAAUAAUUUCCAAUCGAUAGAUUUGAUAGUUAAUGAUAAUGGUCAAGAGCAUUCUACAAAUUAGUUCAAUUCCAUUACUUUCUAACAUCCCUUUGUUCAGUAUAUUUAUUCAUCGCUCAUAUAAAAUUAUAAUUCACACAACCUUUGAAUUAUUACAUCAGUUAUUUAUUUAUUUAUUUUAUUUUAUUUUAUUUAUCCGUCUACAACGAUUUAGUGCUAGUGUUUUUGCUUUUAUUGUUUUUAUUUGUUAGUUUACGUUGUAUAUAUCCUACUUCUUUCCUUUUCACCCCCCUCCUUGUCUCGUAUGGAUUUCGAGUUAGUAUUUCUUAUGGUUUUAAUUUAUUUAAUUUUUACGGUUUUUCUAUUUUCUAUUUUUAAUAUUAAAGGUUUUUGUUAAAUAAGUGUAAUUCGUUCAUUCACAAUUAGAGAUAUUGGAGCUUUUGAUGUGUAACUUAUUGAUUUAGUUCCUCUUACUAGUUUAAAAAUAUAUGUCUAUUUAUUUAUUUUAAACCAU